UUCUGCUCGUACAAAUCAGCGAUAGAGCAAAACACCUGUCAAGAAAUCCUACAAGUGUGGAUGUAUAUCAAAACUAUACAGAGAGCCUUCCCUUCCCAACAGUGGCAAUUUGCAACUACAAUCAGUUAAGACGUUCCAUGGUAGAGGGUACCGAACUGGGAGAUUUCCUGCAAACAUACACAUUCGAUUAUCAUUCUAUCAAGACUAUGGAUACUUCGAGUCCAUUUUUCCCCCUAUUAAGCAAUCACACAAUGACCGAUAUUUUCACCACUUACGGACAUCAGCUUGAGCAAACAGUUGAAUUUGCUAUCUUCGGGAAGACAAGAGCUCUUGAUCGUGACACUUACUUCUCGACAAAGAUUACCGACUUCGGCCUUUGCACUGUCUUCAACGACGCGGAGAGUGGAAAUCCACCUUUACUUAUCAAACGCCCUGGUGCUCUCAGUGGCUUGCAGCUUCGGUUAAAUGUCGAGGCAGCGGAAUACUUUUGGAGUCCUUCUUUCCGACCGUCAUCAGGGUUCCAGAUUGUUAUAUAUGAAUACGGUUCACAACCACUCAUAGAAGACCAAGGCUUUGGGAUAGCACCCGGCACCCAUAGCCAUAUUGGGGUUGAAGUGAUAGAGGCUUUGAACCAGGAACCCCCGUACGGAUUGUGCCACGACAAACAACUGAAGUAUUUUGAUCGCUACGGAUACGCCGAGUGUUAUCUCGAGUGCAUGGGCAAUUUUUCUGUCAAUGCUUGUGGAUGCUCAGGCUGCGGAGUAUUUAAUGUAAGUGAUGCGCAAGAAUGCACUCUUUGGGAAACCUUCACGUGUACGUCUGGAUCGUUCGCUGACUUUGUUGAGAACGAGACGUGUGAUUGUCCCGUGGCUUGCCGUGUCCUAACCUAUCAACCAUCCAUCUCAACCACCAAAUACCCAACCACAACGUGGGCCGAAUAUUACCAAUCCAUCAGCCUGAAUUGA
Lytechinus variegatus (green sea urchin) is the source of this 965-nucleotide messenger RNA. Its product is annotated as acid-sensing ion channel 1-like. The record is from RefSeq and is a predicted model, not a curated record. The coding region runs from base 138 to 965 and encodes 275 amino acids. The transcript is spliced from 7 exons. Gene Ontology annotation, molecular function: ligand-gated sodium channel activity. Gene Ontology annotation, cellular component: membrane. Lineage: Eukaryota; Metazoa; Echinodermata; Echinoidea; Temnopleuroida; Toxopneustidae. Gene Ontology annotation, biological process: sodium ion transmembrane transport.